UGCCAUGCCUCCACCUGCAAAGAGGCUGAAUUCGCUGCCCCACUGGCACAUUCCUAAUUUUGUGCUGAGGGUCGAGAACCUUGACCACGAAGGUGCAUCCGUUUUCUUCGACAACGUCAAACCCAAGGAAGCGCUCAAGCUCGCCGUGGAGACCUCAUACACUUGGCUAUAUACACCACUAACAGCACCUAGGCACGUGGAGACCAUUACCCUUGUCCUCCGAUCAUUCGAUGGCGUAGCGUACACGUCCGGCACCCAUGUGGAUAAGGAGAUCCACUUCUCCCUCGAUUACAUAGCCGGCUCCGCAGCUCGAGCCAAAGACGAGAUUCAAGGCGUCCUGGUCCAUGAGGUCGUACACUGCUACCAGUACAACGGCCUCGAUACAUGUCCAGGGGGACUGAUAGAGGGCAUCGCAGAUUUCGUGAGGCUGAAUGCAGGUUACAUUCCACCUCACUGGAAACCUGCAGGUGGCGACAAAUGGGAUAAGGGAUACGAUACCACGGCGUACUUCCUCGACUGGAUCGAGCAGCGAUGUGGCAGAGGCACUAUCCGCAAGCUCAACGCAUUUUUGAAAGACAGGAAGUACGACACCAAGGUGUUCUUAGCUGUCGCAGGGGAUUCGGUUGACGUCUUGUGGAACACCUACUGCCAGGAUUUGAAGAAGCACGAUGGGCAGAAAGGACAGGUAUAACCGAUGAUUCCCCCCGCGUGCAAGUUCGAGUAGUGUGGUAAUUACAACUGUAGAAGCUACAAUGAUAAGUAGUGGAGAAAACAAACAAGGC
Messenger RNA from Pisolithus orientalis, 782 nucleotides. RefSeq lists its product as uncharacterized. The record is from RefSeq and is a predicted model, not a curated record. Lineage: Eukaryota; Fungi; Basidiomycota; Agaricomycetes; Boletales; Pisolithaceae. Bases 5 to 691 code for a protein of 228 amino acids. The transcript is spliced from 3 exons.